Messenger RNA from Vanessa tameamea, 2459 nucleotides. RefSeq lists its product as uncharacterized. The transcript has 9 exons. Bases 155 to 1627 code for a protein of 490 amino acids. The record is from RefSeq and is a predicted model, not a curated record. NCBI's taxonomy places the organism in Eukaryota, Metazoa, Arthropoda, Insecta, Lepidoptera, Nymphalidae.
ACGUUUGACAAUUGACACAUCAAUCUUGAGCAUUUUAUCUGUAAAUCAUUUACCGAUUGCACAAAUCUGAAAGUGUGUUUUUAAUGUCUAUAAAUAUUUAAAAAAAAAACCUCGACAGCUGUCGUCUAUUGUGUCAAAAGUGUUUUAGUGAAUAAUGGGUAAUCAUAAUACGCAUGAAAAAAGCGGGACGGAAGGUGGUGGUAGUGGUACUAGUACCCCUAGAGGGUCUACUAGAGGAACUCGAUCAGGGUCUAGUGGUGAAUUGCAAGGCCAGCAGGAAAAGACUGAGAGCCAGACGACGUCUUUAGUGCCCGUGGAAAAACUCGGCAAGCUCCUCGCACAUCGCUCACAGAAAGAAGAUGGCAUCAACGGCGUCACGGAAAAAUCAUUUACCAAAUACUUAUUUCCAAAAUACCCGGACCUCGCGCGACAGUUCUACAAUUAUAUCCACGGGAGUGGGAAAUGUAAGAACAAGCACGUGCCGCUGUCCACGUUCAGACAGCAGUGCGAGAAGAUACUGGCCAUGUUGGACGACAGCGUUAUCAUCGAAACUUAUGUUCGAAUGUUCAGUGUAGACGCGGACGAAGGUACCGUGACGCCGGAUGACCUCAGAAGUCUCCUAUACAUCAGCUACAAACUCUCGAUGGACCACUACCCUGAGGGACCGCAGACUUGCUUUAUGGUCAACAAAACGUUGACGGCGGUGCUCAGAGGCUGCUUCAACAACAAGGACUCCCACAGCGUCGGCUUCGUAGUGCGCUGGCUCGAGGAGCACUGCCACAGGCUCAUAUUCCCCGUUCACAGGUACUGCGUGCACGUGCUGGCCACGCGGCACCGCGACGUGGAGACGCUGGCGGCGCGCGCGGACGGCGGCGCGCUGGAGCUGGGCACGCCCGUGCUGGAGCGCAGCGCGUGGGGCUCGCCCGCGCUGCCCGUGUCGGCGGCGUGGCUGCUGGCCGCCACCGCGCCGCCGCUCUACAGCCGCCCGCUGCGCGCGCCGCCGCCGCCCGCCGGCUCGGCCGCCGCCUGGCUGGCGCGCCUCGUGUGCGCGCUGCCCUCGCACUGGGCGCCGCUCUACGCGUCGCGCGAGCACGGCCUGGGCGCCAACCGCUUCCUGCACCACACGCUGGCCUACCGCGGGCCCACGCUGGUCGUGCUGGAGGGCGGCUCCGGCCCCGACGCGCUCACGCUAGUGGUGUGCGCGGCGCAGGAGUGGCGCGACACGCACCAGUACUGGGGCACGCCCGACUGCGCGCUCGUGCAGCUCUACCCCACAUACGCGCUGGUGGAGCAGGCGCCCAAGAUGCUGUACCUGAACUCGUGUAUCCGCGGGUACCCGAAGGGCCUGCGCGCGGGGUCGGACCCGCGCAAGCCGCUGCUCGUCGUCAACGAGGGCUUCGACUCGUUCACUUUCAAGGGCGUGCCCUACUCGCUCGCCGCUAUCGAGGUGUGGGGUUGCGGUGAGCAGUCCCUGAGAGACGCCCAAAUCGAAGUUAAAAAAUGGCAAGUACGAGAAGCGGAGAGACAACGUCAGGUAAAGAUAUCUGCGGCAGAUUGGAUCGAACACCCCGACCGGUAUCUCCUGGAGCUAGCUGGCCGACCGCAGUACAACAACUCCUCCAGCUAGGACCUAGUGUGGAACAAAGUAUAAUACAUGUUAACAAGACUUAUAAUUUUCUUGGAACUUUUUAUUUGAUUUUGAUAAAAUAUUAGAAAUAAAAAGUUCCACGGAACCUUUUGAAUUUGAGUGAUCUUUAGUGAAGUUUUUUGGUUUUCAAGUAGUUUUAUAUGAACUAGAUUGAGCCAAGCUAACACAAACUUAGAAAUAUUUAUCAAAUACUAGGAAAUAAUUUAUUUUAAAUAUCAAGGCUUAUGUGAACUGCUUGGAAGGAUAUAGAGAUUGAUUUAUAUGUGAGUAAAUAAAAAAAUAAAGGUAAUCAUCACACUAUGUGUAAAAUAUUCAACAUCUACGUAGUAAAAUAAGUUUAACAACAAGCUUCUAUUUCUAAUACAUGUACUAAAAUAUAUUUACAAAAGUGAUGUUGUUGAUCAAGGACAAAAUUAAAAAUAUUUUAUAGAUCAAUUACUAGCAGGUCAUUGAACCAUCCUGGGAUGUAAUCAAACCUCUCACUCGGAGUUAUCGGAUGACACCCAAAGUAUAUCCUGGGAAAAUUAUAUUAUAAGUAGCAUAAGGUCUUAUCAGUUAUGUGGAAUUGGUUAAUAAGUCAGCUGCAAUAUUCUCCCUGCACAUAAUAAUAGCUGAACUUAAAUAAAAGAUUAUAAUAACAACUUGUAAUACAUUCGGUGGUACUUAAUUUGAGUCAAAUUUUUAUUAUAUUCAUUAAUAGUAUUUGUUUUUCUUACCGUUCUUAUAAUAGAUUAUUUUGAUUUUGCAAAUUAUGAUUAAUAUCAUUCCAUGGUGCUAAGAGGGUCAAUAUCAAAAAACUUUUGGUAAUCAG